ACACGCAGCCAAUCAGAGGUCAGCUGUUUGGAUUUAUGCCAGGGUUUUUAGGCUUGUAAGACUUUAGUAGAAGUGGCAAAAGCCAGUUAAAAAAAAAAAACAGGCGUGACAAAAUGCCCUACACACCGGCUGGCUUCUUCUGUGACCGGUUGAUCCGGGAGAGAGAGAGGAGAGAUGGGGAAGGCUCGCUCAGCAAGCCCCUGCGCUUCAGCGGACAAGACUACAGCACCCUGAAGCAGGAGUGCCUGGAGAAGAAGAGCCUGUUUGAGGAUGAAACCUUCCCAGCCACUGUGGAGUCUCUGGGCUUCAAGGAGCUGGGCCACAAGUCCAACAAGGUCAAGAACAUCGUGUGGAAGAGGCCCAAGGAGAUCUGUGAGAACCCUCAGUUCAUUGUGGGCGGAGCCAGCCGGACAGACAUCUGCCAGGGAGAUCUGGGUGACUGCUGGCUGCUAGCCGCCAUUGCCUGUCUGACUCUGAACGAGAAGCUGCUUUACAGAGUCCUUGAUCAUGAGCAGAGCUACACUGACGCCUACGCUGGCAUCUUCCACUUCCAGUUCUGGCGCUAUGGCGACUGGGUUGACGUCGUCAUUGACGAUCGAAUCCCCACCUUCAACAACCAGCUGGUGUUCACCAAGUCAGCUGAGAGGAACGAGUUCUGGAGCGCUCUUCUGGAGAAGGCCUACGCCAAGCUGCACGGCUCCUACGAGGCCCUGAAGGGAGGCAACACUACCGAGGCCAUGGAGGACUUCACGGGUGGCGUGACGGAGUUCUACGAGAUGAAGGAGGCACCCAAGGAGCUGUACAAGAUCAUGCAGAAGGCCCUGGAGCGAGGCUCCCUCAUGGGCUGCUCCAUAGACUCACUGGUCCCGGCCCGCUUCGAGACCCGCACCACCACCGGCCUGGUGAAGGGCCACGCCUACUCUGUCACCGCUGUGGAGGAGUGUAAACACUCCCAGCAAAAGGAGUCGAAGGUGCGUCUGGUCCGCCUGAGGAACCCCUGGGGCCAGGUGGAGUGGAACGGCCCCUGGAGCGAUAACUCUAAGGAGUGGACCUCUCUGUCUAAGGGAGAGAAGGAUAAGCUGCAUCACCAGAGUGCUGAGGACGGAGAGUUCUGGAUGUCCUUUGAGGACUUCAGGAAGAAUUACACCAAGAUUGAGAUCUGUAACUUGACGCCCGACGCCCUGGAGGAUGAUAAGAUCCACAAAUGGACCGUGUCUGUGAACGAGGGCCGCUGGGUCAGGGGCUGCUCUGCCGGGGGCUGCAGGAACUACCCAGACACGUUCUGGACCAACCCUCAGUACCGCCUGCGUCUGCUGGAGGAGGAUGACGACCCCGAGGACAACGAGGUGGCCUGCACCUUUGUGGUGACGCUGAUGCAGAAGAACCGGCGGAAAGAACGCAAAAUGGGCGCCAACCUCUACACCAUCGGGUUCGCCAUCUACGAGGUGCCCAAGGAGAUGCACGGUAACAAGCAGCACAUGCAGAAGGACUUCUUCCUGGUCAAUGCCUCGAAGGCCCGCUGCAAGGCCUACAUCAACCUGCGGGAGGUGACUCAGCGCUUCCGCCUCAGCCCCGGCGAGUACGUCAUCGUGCCCUCCACCUACGAGCCCCACCAGGAGGGCGAGUUCAUCCUCCGAGUCUUCUCCGAAAAGAGGAACACCUCAGAGGAGAUAGAGAACAGGAUCGAGGCCGACCACCCAGUGCCUGCCCCCGCCUCAGUAGGAGAGGAGAGUGAUGAGGACCAGCAGUUCAGGAACAUCUUUCAGGAGAUAGCUGGAGAUGAAAUGGAAAUCUCAGCCAACGAACUGAAGAACGUCCUCAACAAGGUGGUUUCCCAAUAUAAGGACCUGAACACAGAGGGCUUCAGUCUGGAGAGCUGCAGGAGUAUGAUAGCUCUGAUGGACAUGGACGGGACAGGCAGGCUCAACCUGCAGGAGUUCAGACACCUCUGGAACAAGAUCAAGCAGUGGCAGGGAAUCUUUAAACAUUACAACGCGGACCAGACCGGUAGCAUCAACAGUUACGAGAUGAGGAACGCUGUCAACGAUGCAGGCUUCCGUCUCAACAACCAGCUCUACGACAUCAUCACCAUGCGCUACGCCAACGAAAGCAUGAACAUCGACUUUGACAGCUUCAUCAGCUGUCUGGUGCGUCUGGAGGCCAUGUUCAGGGCGUUCCAGGCCUUCGACCAGGAGGGCGACGGGACGAUCAGUCUGAGCGUCCUGGAGUGGCUCCAGCUGACCAUGUAUGCCUAGACAGGCCCCUCCCCCAUCCUCUCCCAGGUCUCAGGCUUCUUAGAUAUCUCAGCCUCGUCCUUCUUCCAAAGCUCGCAGUCUCACUGGAGUCAUCCGCCUUGUUUUUUUAUUUACCACAACCAUACCACACGUUCCGUAUCAUUUUCUCAGGCAUCAAACACACACAACCUCUCUUUUUCUGUCAUUAUACCUCUCAGCCUCCUUCUAGUCAUCCAUCUUUCACUGUUCAUCUCUCUGAGAAUCUUCUGCUUAACCCCCGCCCUCCCCUCACACCAUCUUUGACCUUUCUCAUACCAAACCGACCCAAAGCCCUCUCCUCAACAUCGCUCCAGUGAGCUUCUCAUGGGUGGACCGGGAGGAGUGUGGGGCAGCCUCCUUCACCUUCUCCCUGCCCAGGGGGCGAGGUGGCGGCCUGGGGGGCCCCAACCCUGCGCUCCGCCGGGGGAAGGAGAGACAGACAGCCCCUGGCGUGAACACCAGAAGACUCCCUCAGCUGGAACACUCAUGGUCACUAUGGAGCCCAAAACGACAUACAUGGCUAUGGGUUGGACAUUUUUAGUUUUUUUUUUGUGGUUUCUAAUUAAAGCUUUGGUCAAAUGAGUGUAUUGCAU
This is a messenger RNA of Osmerus eperlanus (European smelt), 2866 nucleotides long. It is a transcript of the gene capn3a, whose product is annotated as calpain 3a, (p94). Lineage: Eukaryota; Metazoa; Chordata; Actinopteri; Osmeriformes; Osmeridae. Gene Ontology annotation, molecular function: calcium ion binding; calcium-dependent cysteine-type endopeptidase activity. Bases 114 to 2255 code for a protein of 713 amino acids. The transcript has 22 exons. Gene Ontology annotation, cellular component: cytoplasm. Gene Ontology annotation, biological process: proteolysis; negative regulation of apoptotic process. The record is from RefSeq and is a predicted model, not a curated record.